Molecule: messenger RNA, 2022 nt
Organism: Lactuca virosa
Lineage: Eukaryota; Viridiplantae; Streptophyta; Magnoliopsida; Asterales; Asteraceae
Source: the annotation of a GenBank genome assembly
AUGGUCAUCUCAUUCUCAUCAUACUUCCUUCUUCUCUUCUUCAUCCCUUACGCAGCUUCAAUCACCUUUAAUUUGACAAAAAUCGUUCAACAAAACCAGUACAGGGACAUAAACACAACAGGUUCUGCUUACAUCACCAAUGACGGAAUCCAGGUGACCCCAAACGAGAUCGAUUCAAAUCGGAAUCAGACAGCAGGACGAGCGACAUACGUCAAACCACUUCAUCUCUGGGAUAAUACCACUGGUGAGUUAGCAAGCUUCACUACUGAUUUCUCCUUCGUCAUCGAUUCAAGAUCGUUCCCAGAUUACGGUGAUGGGCUCACAUUUUUUCUGACCGAGGAAAAUUCAGUGAUAAUAAAUGGUUCGUCGAUGGGGCUUCCCAUCGAUGGCUAUACAAAUACCACCUUCAAUCCAUUUGUUGCAGUGGAGUUCGAUACAUUUCCAAACUCGCUCUGGGAUCCGAAAAACUCCAGCGGUAAUUUCGUAGGCACUCAUGUAGGUAUCGACAUUAACUCACUUGCUUCUGUUGCGUCUCAGAAAUGGCAACACGGUAUACGUACUGGGAAUGUCUCUCAUGCUUGGAUUGCUUAUGAUUCUGUUUCCAAAAAUCUAAGUGUUUCCUUAACUGGUUUUAGAAAUAACACUAUUGUAAUUCAGUCAAUUCAUCACGUAAUCGAUCUCAGGAGUGUGUUGCCUGAAUGGGUUGCGUUUGGGUUUUCUGCUGCAACUGGAGCUUUCUUCGAGAAAAACAUGGUGAUUUCUUGGGCUUUCAAUAGUUCUGAAUUAAAGAGUCAUGAAAACAACCCCUCGCCAGAUACUGUGAAGAAAAAGAAAAGCACAGGACUUGUGGUGAAAUUAAUCAUUGGAUUAUCUGUUUCGAUUACAUUUAUAGCUGCUAUUGUGAUCGCUAUUUGUGUGUGGAAGAAGAAGACGAUGAACAAAAGAAGGGAAGAGGAAGCAGGAUUUCAUAUUGGGAUGAACAGUGAAUUCGAAAUGGGAACAGGUCCAAGAAGAUUCUCUUACAGACAAUUAGCUCGGUCAACCAAUGGGUUUUCAGAAAACAAGAAACUUGGUGAGGGAGGAUUCGGUGGUGUUUACAAGGGUUUCUUGAAAGAAUUAAACAUGAAUGUUGCAGUCAAAAGGGUUUCCAAGACUUCAAAACAAGGGAUCAAAGAAUAUGCUUCAGAAGUCAUGAUCAUAAGCAAAUUGAGACACAGAAAUCUUGUUCAACUAACAGGUUGGUGUCACGAAAAAGGCGAGUUACUUCUUGUUUAUGAGUUCAUGGAGAAUGGAAGCUUAGAUAUGCAUCUCUUCAAUGGAAAAAGCUUGUUGACAUGGGGAACAAGGUAUAGAAUUGCUAAUGGAUUAGCUUCUGCUUUGUUAUAUCUACAUGAAGAAUGGGAGCAAUGUGUUUUGCAUAGAGAUAUCAAAUCGAGUAAUGUGAUGUUAGAUUCAAAUUUCAAUGCAAAGCUUGGUGAUUUUGGGUUAGCUAAGUUGGUUGACCAUGAUAAAGGCGCACAUACAACUACAUUGGCUGGAACCAGGGGUUACAUGGCUCCUGAAUAUGCAGUAAAUGGUAGGGCAAGCAAAGAAUCGGAUGUGUUUAGCUUUGGUGUCGUUUUAUUGGAAAUAACUUGUGGGAGAAAACCGAUUUUGCACAAACUUCAAGAAAAUGAAAUGCAAUUAGUAGAAUGGGUUUGGGACAAAUAUGGGAGUGGGACCCUACUAGAAGUAGUGGACCCACAUUUAGGUUUAGAUUAUGAUGAAGAAGAGAUUAAGAGGUUGAUGAUCAUUGGGCUAUGGUGUGUUCACCCUGACUCAAGCCACAGGCCAUCGAUGAGGCAAGUUAUUCAAGUACUCAACUUUGAAGCUUCAUUGCCCAUACUACCCUCAAAGAUGCCUGUGGCCACUUACUUGUUUUCAGACUUUUCUUCCGUGUCUUCUUCGUUAUAUGGUGAUACUACUUAUUCCUCCAUUAAUUACCCAUCGUCAAGUAAUGCAUCUAAUGUGGGUCGUUUAUGA